GGCUGUCACGUCGACCCAAGUCGCUUGAGCCUCGGUGCUGUACAAUGCGAAGAACGAAGGCGAUGCUGGGCCGCGCUCAAGAUGCUCUACACACAUCAGAAUACAGCCAUGGGCCACCCCGGGAUAGCUCACGCCUACUUCCCAUCCAACUGCCGUGCACCUGCGGACAUUGACGAUGAUAAUCUGCAUACGGACACGUCCGACGAUGCCCUGGAAAGCCUUUCGACCACUGGCGGCCCGACGCAAAUGACUUAUCUUCUGAAAAAGUUCCGACUGUACGAUAUCUGCACUGAUAUUUGCGAACAUGUUCUAUGCAAGAGUUGCGGUCAUCUUGCGCAAAUACGUCGCCUCGAUGGCGCCAUUCAACGAGAACAACGAUCAUGGGACACACAGUUCUUCGCUAUUGCCCGCACUGAGCAACAAUUAGCGCCCCACCACAGAGCACACGUAAACAUUCUGCGAUCUUACGCUCAUCAUCUCACAUUAUUGUUGCAUCAGCAAAUUAUCCUCAGAACGAGCGACGCUGCGAACGAUGAAGAUGUCCUGCGAUGGUCAAGCGUCCGUUGCUUGGACGCUGCAAUGAGCAUUUUGCAUGUUCAUGCUUAUGUGCAGAACGUCCCGGAACUGCAACCUUACCAAUGGUACAAUCAUGGACUGGGCAGUUUUCACGCCUUCCAUGCUACGGUGGUGCUGGUCAUGAUGUGCCAAAAAGGCUUGCAUCAGAAUCGCAAAUAUGCGAUCGGCCCAGCAUUGCGAGACUGCCACGCUCGAUUCGCUGGCAUGGGUCAUCUGAGUCCAUUCUGUGCCAAAGCUGCGCCUUUGCUGCAGAUGCUCGUAGCUCAAUUCGAGACUGCAGGUCAAAUGAUUGAUCAUGGCUCAGAACCCAACCGGAGACUGCAAGGGAGUCUAAAUCUCCACCAGGGCAGCGGCACGAGCGAUGCACAGAGGCAUACCGCUUCAUCGGAAUUUGAAAACAACGCUCGUGAGGAUUCUGGUGUGGCCGAGGUGCAAAACCUGCUCAAUCACGAUCCACCAGUCGUGAAUGAUGAAAACAUAUUAGACUGGAAUGAGCUCCUGGCCGAGAUUCAGCCACAGCAAUGGGUUAGCCCGGCAGUAUUUCCACUGGAGCAAUGGUUCAACGUGAGCAAUAAUGAACGAUGA
Messenger RNA from Cercospora beticola, 1161 nucleotides. Its product is annotated as fungal specific transcription factor domain-containing protein. The record is from RefSeq and is a predicted model, not a curated record. Lineage: Eukaryota; Fungi; Ascomycota; Dothideomycetes; Mycosphaerellales; Mycosphaerellaceae.